Messenger RNA from Penicillium coprophilum, 465 nucleotides. RefSeq lists its product as uncharacterized. The record is from RefSeq and is a predicted model, not a curated record. The transcript has a single exon. Bases 1 to 465 code for a protein of 154 amino acids. Lineage: Eukaryota; Fungi; Ascomycota; Eurotiomycetes; Eurotiales; Aspergillaceae.
AUGGCAACCGUUGAAAAGACCAAACAGCAGCCCAAAAAGCUCCAACCCAAGAAGCUUCCCGUGCAAGAGGACCUCUCCGACGGCGAAGACUAUGACAGCGCCGACGACUACACCGAUGAUUCUGAAUACGAGGACGAAGUACCAGCCAAGAACCAAAAGGGCAAACUACCCAGCAAACAACUGCAGAAGAAACAACAAAAACAACCCCAAUACGAUUCAGACGAUUACACGGAUGGAUCUGAAUAUGACGAAGAUGAUUACGACUAUUCCGACGACGAAGCCGUGCAGCCCUACUCGAACGAAAACUCAGACUUCAAGCCCAACGGCGGCAUGGAUGUCCUGAAGAAAGAAGAGAAAUCCAUGCUGGACGAGGAAGGCAUGAAGUUGCGAUUGGAACUGAAUCUGGAAAUCGAGGUUGAGCUCAAGGCACGCAUCCAUGGCGACCUCACUUUAGCUCUCAUGUAA